Saxophila tyrrhenica is the source of this 1245-nucleotide messenger RNA. RefSeq lists its product as uncharacterized. The record is from RefSeq and is a predicted model, not a curated record. The transcript has 2 exons. NCBI's taxonomy places the organism in Eukaryota, Fungi, Ascomycota, Dothideomycetes, Mycosphaerellales, Extremaceae. Bases 1 to 1245 code for a protein of 414 amino acids.
AUGAGCAACUCUACCUCAGUGGCCGCGAUAUUACUGCCGCCCUCGCGCACCAUGAGCACCAGCGUAGCUGACCUGUCGAGCGCAGUCUCGUCCACGCCCGUCGACACUACGCCCAGCUCCGCCCCCGUCGUGAUCUCCUCGACCUUCACAACACCGCCGCCAGAUUCAUCGACUCCACCGCCGCCGCAGAGCACGACGUCGCUGAGUCCCACUAGCACACGCACCAUCGAGCCGAGCACGACACGGACUACCACAUCCACACAGGUCGCUUCUUCAGAACCACCCACUACUAUCGUUCAGACGCGCUUUACCACCGUCUCGACAGAAACCAACGCAAAUGGACAGACUCAGCCGCCUGAAGUUGUCGUGAUCACACACACGACCGGUACGCCACAGACGAAUGGAGGUGGCGCUGCUACUACGUCGGCGAGCUCGUCCGCCGCUGCGCUAUCAGGAAACGGUGGCGGCUCGGGCGACUCAGGCGGUCUAGGCAAGACCGGCAUCACUGCCAUCGCGGUGGUCAUCCCGAUUGUGGUUGUCGCGAUUCUAGUCGGUCUCGGUAUCUUCUUAUGGCGGAAACGAAAGCAAAAGAAGGAGUCCGCGGACCAGAGGCGCAAGGAGGUUGAAGACUACAGCUAUAACCCGAACGGCGACCCUACAUUACCCGCAGUUGGCUCGGAAGUGGGCGGCGCGCAGAUGGCGGAAGACCACAGCAGCGGCUACAGAGGGUGGGGAGCAGCGACUGCCUCGAACCGAAAAGCCUCGACGACAUUAUCAGGCGGCCACACCCAGCAGCUCUCCGACUCGGGCAGCAAUGCGUAUGGCGGCCCCAGCCCGAACUCACCGGGCCAUUACUCUGACGGCCACAGCAGUGAUCCGAUCAUGAACAACAGAGAUACCAUGGGCAGCGAUGACCUCGGCGCACUCGGCGUCGCGCCAGCCGCAGGAGCAGGCGCAGGUGGCAUCCGUCGCGGUCCCUCUAAUGCCUCAUCCGCCUAUUCAGCGGGUGGGCGCUCAGAGCAUUCCGACGACGCUCCACCCGUCCCCAACAUCGGCCAAGCCUACGACUACCCGCAAGCUGGCUACGGCUAUGGCCAACACGGCCCUUACGGCGAUGGCUCGUACGGCGGCGGACCAGACGCCGGCAUGCCUGUCGUUAGAGACGUCUCGGCUCGGCGUAACACGAGGAUCAACCCAGGCGGCGCCUACCAGCAGGGCAAUUCGGGCAUUGCACAGAAUUUCUAG